AUGGCGAGCCAUCUAUCUUCGCAGCAGGGCGGCUUCAACGCAGCACCGACACCCUCGCCAAUCGGAGGACGAAGCUUUAUUGACCAUGCCAAGCUACGUAUCCUUCUGGCGCCCGUCGGUGGCAUAUCGGAAGCAGACUUUGCAAAAUGGUGCGACUACGUACGAUCAUUCGAGACCAUUCGACUGGCCGACUUGCCUUCGCACUGCACCGCCAGACAGCGUGCUACCAACACAACAGGCUCUGGAGGGAGCGCCUCGUCGUCUUCAGCUUCAUCGCCAAUACUGCAGACAGGCGAGAUCCAUCUCUCGUUUGUCACCAGCUACGACCCGGACCAUUCGUUCUUGGCACCGUUCAACAUGCAUAGACAGGUGCUCGGCGCACUGGGUCUAGCGACAUACUCGAACAAUGCGGUGCUCAAGCACGAGCUGGAAGCAAGCCCAUCGGCGUUAAGGGAGCUGCAUCCGGGAGCGCUUGUACAUCGCGUGUUUGGGUUUGAUUCCGGCGCCAAGCGACCCGAAACGGUGGAUCUCAGCUCAAUCAAGGAUGUGGUCGCUGCCAAGCUCAGUGGUGCUCAGCGAGCUCCAUCUCCUUUGGCAAAAGAGUCUAUUACAGAAUAUACUGAUCAGGAGACAAAUGGAGGGACGGAUCAAGGAGCCUCAGCUUCACCUACGCUGAAUCCACCAAUGUCGCCGGAUGCAUCCGGCUUCUCGGCGCACAAAGAUGGCGGGCUUGUCAUCUUUCCCGCUGUACGCAAGGACGGCAAGGACGUGCGCUUCUACCUCAAGACGCUGCUCGCCGACCUCGUCGCCAACAUCUUGGAUGGUCUGGAGCAUAUCGUGACGGGCCUUGAGGGGACUCCGUUAGAGACACCGAGGGAGACGCUCGAUGGAAUCACCACGAACAGGCACUCUUCGGCUUCCGCUGCUUCAUCCGCCUCGACCGGCUCCUGGCUCAGCAAGACGAGCUCUGCGGCGACUGGAGCGGCAAGUAGAGCUUCCAGUCUCUUUACCGCUUUCAGCAGCACUACCGGUGGAGACCUGGGCACGGGCGGCGUAUCGACUCCGACAUCAUCCCGUCCAUCGAGUGCAAUUGGUGGGGGAUCGCAGCCGUUCGACUUGAGCUCUCCGACCUCUGGUACAUCAUCGCCAACAUCCGAGAACACUACCCGAAGCAAGAUUCUCGCAGCUAAUGCCAACAAGAAGAGUGCAAAGCGUGUCACGAGCGCCUCAGGAACCGGUCCGACGGGGACGGGACGAUACGCGAAAGUCAAGGCUGAUCUGCAUCUCCUUUCAGGAAACCUGUGGGAUGCUCUCGAGGGGUAUUCUAGUGCUCUUACAGCAUUAGGAAAGGAGCGGGCGCUAGCCGGCGGCCAAGAUGCAGUUUGGUUUGCUAGCGCGCUCGAAGGCUUUUCCGUGACGCGCGUUCUUGUCUCUCGAAUGGGUGGUGUCGUGCUUGAAAAGGCGCCGUGCUUCGACCUUCCCUGGACAUCUUCCUCUACCAAGGACAAGGACAAAGACAAGGAAAAGGACAAGGACGGCAUCGCUCGACCUUACGCCAAGCAGAGCUGGGGCGAGAUCGCUGAAGCAUACACGAUUGCGGUGGUCAUUUAUUCGAAAUGUCUUGCUCCGCCCAGCGUACUACUGGAGCCAGCGAGAUCGGUGACGAAUGAUUCGCCUAGAGACUACACGCACCCGUUGAUUCACGCGAGCGCUUGCACGCAGUAUGCACGCUUCUUGCUGGCUGUGUGGGCGUCGGGAGGAUGGAACGGCGAAUGCUUCGACCAGCUUGUCUACGGAGGUGUACCGCCUGCGCUGGCGGAGGAGAAGCCUACAAAUGCCAUGUACCUUGGCUUCACCGCUGUCUCUGGUAUCGCGAGGCACGACAUUGCUGCAGCUGCGUCCUCAGCUCUCUCGCACUCGAUCGUCGCUCUGAAACCAACAGACCAGAUCACACUGCUCAGUACGCUCACUGCCAUCUUUGGAUGCAUUGGCUUUUCGAGGAGAGAGGCGCACUUACUGCGCCACCUCCAAUCUACGAUUGUAGGGCUUUUGGUCAAAGCAAAACGGGUCAGCGCACGAGCACCGAGUACAGCGUCGUUGCCGAUCCUGCAGCACCAGCAGUUUGGCAAGCAAAACGACGAGCUGUUGGGCAACGUUGUAGCCCAGACGACGUACGACUCGCUUGGGCGCGGUCCCGAGGCAGUGCUUGUGCUGGCCAUGCAGAUCUGCGAGACGUACGGCAUCCAUGUCGAAGUGGAUCCGCUGCGAAACAUUCCAGCGUACCACAUACUGUCCAAGGCGUCAGAGGGACUGCGCAGCGCAUACGCUUCACCUGCGCUUGGGGACGCCGAAGAAUGGACGUCGUCCGAGCAUUCUCCGGCUUCCUCUCCGAGUGCAGAUGGAGGACACGCAUUGCUGACGCCGCUUGAAUUAGCAAACGAAGCACCGUUUGGAUGGAAGGAACAGCAGAUCGCUCUGCUCAAGGAGACCAUCUCGAUCGCCGAGCUGCUAUCGGACUACGUCGGAAUGGCAUUCUUCGGCGCCAUCCUGCUUCGCGAUUUUCACCCGCUGCUCGGUGCGCAAGACCAAAAGGAUCUGAUAAUUGGCAUGCAGCGUGCUGUGCAAGCCGCUCGCUGGGCUGGAGCUCAAGAUCUCGAAGUCAAGUAUUGGGGUCCACCGGAACCGCUGUGCAGCCUCGAGCUCCUCCCACUACCAGCGGAGCGCAUGCCGUACGAAAAAGACGCAAAACAGGUGCUGACGGAUCCCAGCGCUACGGCUGCGGCCGCAGACCAAGGAGUAGCGGGCCUGAACAACCCUUUCUUCUGGAAUCCCUCUGGCGGUGCGACCGCCGGUAAAGCGAAAGCGAUAGCGGUUCAGGGAGAGCCUAUCCACGUCAUGGCGACGUUGCAAAACCCGUUUGCGGUCGAUCUGCACAUCGACACAGUAAAACUCGUCGGCAAAGGCGCGGGCUUUGUCGCUCAAGAGGUUGAAAGAGUGUCGAUCCCACCGUGCUCUUUCCAGACCGUGCGGUUGUCCGGUGUUGCUGCGGAGACGGGACAGGUGACGAUCAAGGGCAUCACUCUCGUCCUUGCUGGCGGGUGUACGGAAGAACAGACGUUCCUGCUACCCAUCUAUGAUGAGGAGAAUUCGAAGCAUCGACGCAAGCAGGCUGCUGAGCACGACGAUCGCGCUACGCGGCUUAAAAUGACGGGACUCGACGCAAGGAGCUCGGUGAUCAAGCAGAAAGCCGGUGGUGCUGCCGCGGCGACGGGUGGUGUGGCAGGCGAUGCCAAGGCUGCAGCCAGGAAGUGGCUGGAAGUGGCAGUCGUAGCUGCGCAGCCCAGCCUCGCUGCCUUCUGCAACGAACUCGAGCCGCUCGGUGGUCUAGACCUCCUCGAAGGCGAAUCGCAAACCAUCCAUCUCGAGCUGCACAAUCUUUCCCCAACGCUAAACGUCAACUUCAUCAGCAUUGCCUUCAUCGACGACGUCAGCGAAGCCGCCAAAGCUGCGCUCACAGAGGGCGAGCUCAUGCCACAAGACGUGCACGAGAUCGAAUGGGACCUCGUCCACCAACCGGUGCUGUCUCAGAUCGCCACACCUCCGUCGUCCGUAGCGGUGCGCGUGGAGCCGGGCGCGUCGACGACCUUUCCGAUCCGGGUUCGCGGAAAAGCGGGCUGCACGAGUGCGAGCGUGAGCGUCGAGUACGGGCUUGUGGACUGGGAGCGGGUGGGGGCCAAGUUCUGGGUGCGACGCGUCGAGGUACCGAUGCGGCUGAGCAUUCACCCCGUGGUGGUGUGCAGCGCGUUGACGGUGGCGCCUCUGAAGGCGAGCGAAGCGGCGAGGUUGACUAUGGAGUGCUUGGCUUCGUCGGAUGGUGUGCCGGCUUCGUUGAAGACGUUUGCGGAAGCGGGGAGUGCAAAGGGCAAUGCAAAGGAGGAUGAAGAGGGUGGUCUGCUGACUAGUCCUGGUGCAGCAUCGGGAGUCGUUGAAACGAACCCGGAAGUGGGCGCGGAAGAAGACGAUUCGGAGUACAGUCUUCUCAGUGUGGACGUGUCGAAUGUGCUUGGGGAAGACGUAUUGCUGCAAUUCGCUCUCGACACGGGCGGCGUCACUCCUCUGCACCUGUAUCGCAUUCUGCGUGCUGGUACGAGCACGCGCAUCGUGUUGCCCCAGCCGCGGCUCGAGCUGGAUCCUGCCACGGGAUCACCUUUUGCGCCUUCUGGAUACUCCAAGAUCGCCCCCUCAGCCGCUGACCAAAAGCCCAGUAGUGGGGGUGAGGAAAUGUUCCCUCCAAUCCCGUCUACAUGGAAGGAAAACACCUCGCGCCAGUUCAUCGUCUCCAAGGUCCAGCUCGACAAGAAUCAAGACAAGCAGGUCCGCCGCAAUUUCUGGUACCGCCAAGCUCUGUUCGAUCGCCUCAGUGCAAGGUGGAGGACUCUGCCUGCAGCUACUCAAGGCAGCGGGGUGUACGGUGAUCUGAAUGGGUCGGGACUAUGGGCAGACGUGGUCAGGUUCGGCGCUGUGCCUUUCCGAGGGUUCGUUUCGGGCGGAGGACUGGUGCUGGACGAAGUGUCGCUGUCGCAUCUCCAGAAGGAUCCGGUCAAGGUCUCGCUCGUUCUCAGCAGCGGCGGUGGAAGCGAGGUGAGGGCAGAAUCGUUCGUCACCGUCACGGCUACUGUGACGAACAGGCUUCCCAGGCCGAUUCAACCGCUGAUCCGGCUCGUGCCCACCACACCGGAGGCAGGGGGAACAGAUGCACCGCUGACCGACUCAGUGAUUGUCGCAGAUGGCUCGUUUGGCGCACCCAAGCAGUCGACGGCUCUGCCGGGCCGUGGAGGCGAGAGAGUGCUGGAGUGGAGCGUCACGUUCCUCUCGCCAGGCAAGUUUGGGUUCUUGGUCGUGGUAGAGGAAGCGACACAGCCGACACGCGGGGAGAGGUUGAGCUUUGUUUCUGCUCUGCACGCCGUGAACGUUCUACCUGCGUUGUAG
Molecule: messenger RNA, 4989 nt
Organism: Sporisorium graminicola
Lineage: Eukaryota; Fungi; Basidiomycota; Ustilaginomycetes; Ustilaginales; Ustilaginaceae
Exons: 1
Coding region: 1-4989 (1662 amino acids)
Cellular component (GO): trans-Golgi network
Source: RefSeq, a predicted model, not a curated record